Monoraphidium neglectum is the source of this 1683-nucleotide messenger RNA. Its product is annotated as signal peptide peptidase-like 2B. Gene Ontology annotation, molecular function: aspartic endopeptidase activity, intramembrane cleaving. Lineage: Eukaryota; Viridiplantae; Chlorophyta; Chlorophyceae; Sphaeropleales; Selenastraceae. Gene Ontology annotation, cellular component: cytoplasmic side of endoplasmic reticulum membrane; Golgi-associated vesicle membrane; lysosomal membrane. The transcript is spliced from 4 exons. The coding region runs from base 1 to 1683 and encodes 560 amino acids. The record is from RefSeq and is a predicted model, not a curated record. Gene Ontology annotation, biological process: membrane protein proteolysis.
AUGUGGGCCAUCGUGGUGGGCGCGCUCGUCGUCGCUGUUGGGGCGCGUGCUGAGGACAUUUGCGAAGGCCCCGUGGUGGAGCUGCAGCUCGAGUCCCAGGACGGCAGCUUCGUGGAGACGGAGUACGGCGUCGUCGGCGCGUUUGGCACGAUCCCGUCGCUCAACGGCUCCCGCCCCGUCCGCCUGGUGGCAGCAGAGCCGCUGGACGCCUGCGGGCCGCUGGAGCAGCAGCUGGAGGGCGCGGUGGCCGUCGCGCGGCGCGGGGCGUGCAGCUUUGUCGCGAAAUACUUGGCGGUGCUGGCGGCCGGCGGCAGCGCGCUGCUGAUGUUCAACGAUGCGCCGGAGCCCGGCGACCAGAAAGUCAACGGCACGAUCCCUGCGAUCUCCAUCGACCACGAUCUGGGCGCCAAGCUGGUCAACCUCACGCGCGCGGGGCCUGUCGUCCUAAUCAGCGUCGCGCUGCUCGAUCUGCCGCCAUUAGACGCGGGCGCGGCGCUGCUGUGGCUCAUGGCCGUGCUAACGGUCGCUGGCGGCGCGCUGUGGUCGGGCCGCGACCACGCAGAGGGUGUUAAGGCGGCGGCGGCUGCCGGCGGCGACGCGGAUGCGGCGCGGCGUGCGCGGGAGCGCGGCGGCGCGGGCGGCCCGGCGGGCGGCGCGCUUGAUGUGACGGCGGCCGGCGCGGUCGCGUUUGUCGGGGUCGCGUCCGCGAUGCUGCUGCUCCUGUAUUUCUUCAUGGACAAGGCAUUCUUUUAUUUCAUAUUGGGGGUCUUCACGAUCACCUCCGCGCAGGCGAUGGGGGUGGCGCUCGCGGCCGCCGUCGCCGCCGCUGCGCCCGCGCUCGCGGCGCGCGACGCGCUCGUGCCCUUCAUUGGCCCCGUCCCGCUGCCGGCCCUCAUCGCGGCCCCGCCCUCGCUCGCGACGGCCGCGGUGUGGGCCGCGUUCCGCGGCGCCGCCUGGUCCUGGCCGCUGCUCGACGCGCUGGGCAUCUGCCUCAUGCUGCUCGUGCUGCGCACGCUGCGGCUCGGCAGCCUGCGCGUCGCGUGCGUGCUGCUGCCGCUCUGCUUCCUAUACGACGUCUUCUUCGUAUUCAUCCAGCCCCUGCUGUUCGGCGGCGGCGAAUCUGUGAUGGUCGAGGUCGCGCGCGGCGCCGGCGCCGACGAGGUCAUGCCGAUGCUGCUGCGCGUCCCGCGGCUGCAGGGCCCGCCGAUCGCGCGCGGCGGCUACAGCAUGCUUGGGUUCGGUGACAUCAUUCUGCCCGGCCUGCUGGUCGCGCUGAUGCGGCGCGUCGACAUAGACCUGCGGCUGCCGUGGCCGCGGGGAUACUUUUUGCCGGCGCUGGCGGGCUAUGGGCCCGCGCUGCUCUACUUGGUGCCCUGCACACUGGGCACGGUGCUGGCGCUGACUGCGGCGCGGGGGGACCUACGGCGGCUCUGGGCUGAGGACAGCAGCAGCGGCGGCGGCGGCGGCUGGGCGCUGCUGUUGCAGGAGGAGCCGGAGCCCGGCCCGGCGCAGCAGCAGCAGCGCGGCGCGGGCACGGGCGCAGGGGCGGCGGCGUGGCGGGCGGGCGGCGGCGAGGGGUGGCCGGGCGGCGCGGGCGGUGGCGGCGGCGCGCGGCACAGUCCCACGGGGAGCAGCACGCGGCUGCUGAGCAGAGGAGGGUCGCAGCUGGGCGGCGCUGUAUAA